CGUCGACGAGUUGAUUAGGUUGCACUGUUGCAGCUCGGUGUCUGAUCUGAGUCUGAUCAUUUAUUCCUGAAAUAUUUUAGUGGACUCGUGUGGAUUUAAUGUGUGAUGAUAUGGAAGGGUUUACUAUUAAAAGUCGGAUUAAAAAUCUCCUGCGCUCUCCGUCAAUCAAACUCGGAAAGAAUCGAUGUCGCGUGACAGACAGUUUGUCCAGUCAGGUGACUUUGGAAAGAGUUUUAGGUAUCACAGCUUCAGGUAACAGCAGUUUAACAUGUGACCCGUGGUCAGGGACGGUGGCCUAUCCGGCCGGAUGUGUAGUGGUGUUACUGAACCCCUCCAAAACCACACAACAGCAUCUCAUCAGUUCAUCCAGGAAAACCAUUACAGCCUUGUCCUUCUCUUCAGAUGGUAAAUAUUUGGUCACAGGAGAGUGUGGAUAUCUGCCUGCUGUGCGCGUUUGGGACGUGGAGGGCAGAACGCAGGUGGCCGAGUUACAGGAGCACAAAUACGGCGUGUCCUGUGUGACGUUUUCUCCCGACAGCAAAUACAUCGUCAGCGUGGGCUCUCAGCACGACAUGAGCGUCAACGUUUGGCUCUGGAAGAGAAACUCACUGGUGGCCACAAACAAAGUGUCCAGUAAAGUGACGGCGGUGGCGUUCUCUGAUGACAGCUCAUAUUUUGUCACCGCUGGAAACCGACACGUUCGAUUCUGGUACCUGGAACCUUCUCUCCUUAACAAGUUUUCGUCCACCGUCCCGCUGAUGGGGCGCUCGGGUCUCCUCGGAGAUCUUCAGAACAACUUCUUCUGUGAUGUGGCGUGUGGUCAUGGGCAGAAGUCUGAGAGUACGUUCUGUGUCACCUCAUCAGGUCUGUUGUGUGAGUUUAAUAGCAGGAGGAUUCUGGAGAAAUGGGUCGAUUUAAAGACGAGCUCAGCCGCGUCUCUGUCUGUGACUGAAGAUCUGAUCUUCUGUGCGUGUGCUAAUGGAACCGUGCGAGUCUUCAGCCCGUCUGAUCUGAGCUUCCUCUGCACGCUACCACGUCCACAUCACCUGGGUGUCGCUGUUUCUCAGACGAGGAAGCCGGAUCCUCGGUAUCCAGACUCCGUGGCGGUGACCUAUGACCCUGUUAACCGCUGGCUGUCGUGCGUGUAUAACGAUCACAGCUUGUACGUGUGGGACACGCAAGAUCUGCAGAAAGUGGGCAAAGUUUAUUUUGCUCUGUAUCACUCGGCGUGCAUCCGAGACCUGCAGAUGUUUCCUACAGACACGGACGGCUCAAAAGCAGUGCCCGGUUCCUCCGGAUUGUUCUUUAGCUGUUCGGCGGACGGCACAGUCCGGAUGUGGAGCUUGGAGAGCGUUUCCAGCGGCAGUUUGUUAAGCAAAGAUCUUCAUGAAAUCAUCUACAUAGACGACGCCCUGCUGGAUAUUGAGGGAACUGCAGUUAGUAGUUCAGAGAAAAGUGAGGGAGAGAGCAGAAACUCUUUUAGUACCAUCUGUGUCAGUCCAGAUGCCCGACACCUGGCGUCAGGGGACAGGACCGGCACGCUCCGGGUUCAUGACUUGACCUGUAUGAAGGAGAUUGUCAAAGCUGAUGUGCACGAGUCUGAGAUCAGGUGUCUGGAGUACUCUAAACCUCACACAGGCAUGAAUCUUCUGGUGACAGCGAGUCGAGAUGGUUUAAUCCAUGUGUUGGAUGUAGAUAAAGGUUACAGUCUGAUUCAGACACUGGACCAUCACACUUCAUGUGUCACUGCUGUGAACUUCACCGUGAAUGAUGGAGAAGUCAAGCUGAUCAGUUGUGGAUCAAAUAAGAGUUUGUACUUUCACACGGCUCAUAAAACUGUCAGAGGGACAGAAUUCCUGCAGACACAUCAUGUACUUCUGAAAACAACUUCCUGUGACAUGACUGUUGAUCCUAACGGCCGAUAUACUGCUGUCAGCUGUCAGGACAGAAGCAUCAGAGUGUUCAACAUAAGCAGUGGGAAACAGAAGAGAUCUUAUAAAGGCUCUGAAAGAGAUGAUGGCAGUCUGCUUAAGAUUGAGAUGGACCCGUCUGGUGUGUAUGUGGCCACCAGCUGCUCUGAUAAAAGCAUCGCUCUCUUUGACUUCAGGACAGGUGAAUGUUUAGCAUCAGUCUUCGGUCAUUCAGAUAUCAUCAGCAGUUUGACGUUCACCGAUGACUGUAGACAUCUGAUCUCCGCCUCAGGUGACAGUUGUAUCAUUGUAUGGCGACUCUGUCCUGAACUGACCGUGAACAUGAGAGAACAUCUGUGUCGGCGCAAAGGCGGUCAUACCGUUAAAAAUCAUCCGUUCAGACGCUUGUCUGGUUUUACAUUAAAUGCAUCGUCGUCUACUGUGAGUUGCUACUCUGAAGAUGAGGAGGAUGAUGAUGAAGAAUAUAAGGGUCACCAGAACACCAGUCUGCAUUUGUCAGAGGGCAGUGUUAAGAAAGAGUCUGGUGAGAAACAUCUCUAAACUAAACUAAACAAA
Misgurnus anguillicaudatus (oriental weatherfish) is the source of this 2486-nucleotide messenger RNA. The record is from RefSeq and is a predicted model, not a curated record. NCBI's taxonomy places the organism in Eukaryota, Metazoa, Chordata, Actinopteri, Cypriniformes, Cobitidae.